This is a messenger RNA of Pseudophryne corroboree (corroboree frog), 2328 nucleotides long. It is a transcript of the gene ERO1A, whose product is annotated as endoplasmic reticulum oxidoreductase 1 alpha. The coding region runs from base 122 to 1519 and encodes 465 amino acids. The transcript is spliced from 16 exons. Gene Ontology annotation, cellular component: endoplasmic reticulum membrane; endoplasmic reticulum. The record is from RefSeq and is a predicted model, not a curated record. Gene Ontology annotation, biological process: protein folding in endoplasmic reticulum. NCBI's taxonomy places the organism in Eukaryota, Metazoa, Chordata, Amphibia, Anura, Myobatrachidae. Gene Ontology annotation, molecular function: thiol oxidase activity; FAD binding; protein-disulfide reductase activity.
CAGAGAGCCCUGCACCACGCACGUAGUGAGUGACGCCUCCGGCCACGCCCACUCUCCAGGGCCUCUUCCGGGUUCAGGCUGAGACCUGGGACUGCUGGAGCUGCUGCAGCUGCUGCUGGACAUGAGCGCCCUCAUCCUCCUCAUCACCCUGUGCUUCCUGCUGCCCUGGGAAUCCCACCUGCAGGGACCAGGCUCUGGUGCCCAUGGCUGCUUCUGCCAGGUGGCCGGCUACCUGGACGACUGCAUCUGUGACGUGGAGACCAUAGAUAUCUUUAAUAAUAAGAAGCUGUUUCCCAAAUUGCAGAAACUGCUGGAAACGGACUAUUUCCGAUACUACAAGGUAAAUCUGAAGAAGCCCUGUCCGUUCUGGAAUGACAGCAGCCACUGCGGGAUAAGAGACUGCGCCGUGCAGCCCUGCCCUACUGAUUCCGUUCCGCUUGGCAUAAAAUCUCCUGGUUUUAAGUACACAGAGGCUGCAAAUACCGCCGGUGGGGAGCUGGAGUGUGAGACGGAGAAGAGGCUGGGUGCAGUGGAUGAGUCCUUGAGCGAAGCCGCGCAGGAAGCUCUCGUGCAGUGGAACCAGCACGACGAUUCCUCAGAUGAUAACUUCUGUGAGCUAGAUGAUGAGGAGUCUCCGGAUGCCGAAUAUGUCGAUUUGCUCAUUAACCCCGAACGUUACACUGGUUACAAAGGAGCUGACGCCUGGAAGAUCUGGAACAGUAUAUAUGAGGAAAACUGUUUCAAGCCAAAAGCGGUGAAUCUGCCGCUGAAUCCCCUGAAUUCUGCACGAGGAGAAAAUGACGAGACCAUGUUCUCCAGCUGGCUGGAAGGCCUUUGUGUUGAGAAGAGGGCUUUCUACAGGCUAAUCUCAGGAUUGCACGCCAGCAUCAAUAUUCACCUUAGUGCACGAUAUCUGCUGCAAGACACCUGGAUGAACAAGAGGUGGGGUCACAAUGUGACAGAGUUUCAGAGACGCUUUGACGCCACCCAAACCCUGAACGAAGGCCCGAGGAGAUUGAAGAACUUGUAUUUUAUUUACCUGAUUGAGCUGCGGGCCAUUUCCAAGGUGCUGCCGUUUUUCGAGCGUCAGUCUUUCCUGCUGUAUACGGGAAAUAAAACGCAAGACCUGGAAACAAAGAAGCUUCUGAUUGGCAUUCUACAUGACGCCAAAGAUUUCCCUUUGCACUUUGAUGAGAACUCCCUGUUUGCGGGGGAUAAGAAGCAGGCGGACCGUUUAAAGGAUGAUUUCAGGCAUCACUUCAGAAACAUUUCCAGGAUAAUGGACUGCGUCGGCUGCUUUAAGUGUCGGCUCUGGGGAAAGCUGCAGACUCAGGGAUUGGGCGCUGCCCUGAAGAUCCUCUUCUCUGAAAAGCAAAUCCAGAAUAUGCCUGAAAAUGGCCCUUCAUACGGCUUCCAUCUAAAGCGCCAGGAGAUUGUGGCCCUGCUCAAUGCUUUUGGAAGAAUUUCCACAAGUAUUAGAGAAUUGAAGAACUUUAAAAGCCUUCUACAGAACGUGUGACGGGCAAGGAGAGAAGACCUAGGAGGACAGAACUUUGCACUAUCCAGGCUCAUACAUUUUUUUGACAGCAAACCUUUGGUCAAAGUCUUGAGAAUCUAGAUUCUCGCUGUGAAACUGGUCCUUGCAGGACCUUCCUGUGUAUAUUGUAAAAUAAAAGAUGCUUACGAUUUUCUAUUUACUGUGACUUGUAACUGCAGUUCCGUGGGAUGUCCUAACCAAGCGUUAACCACCAAAUUGCAUUUAGGACAGACUUAUUUUUUUCCCCCUAUCCUAAGUAAGAAGAAAAGAAGAACGUUUGACUAAUUUAAAACCACAUGCCUCACCAUUUUUGUCCAGUGUGUAUAUUACAUGUACUCUCUCUGUCCUCACACGAUGGUUCCAUACCGUACCAGGACGUUGGCAGCUGGCACCCUCUGUACGAAUGCUGCAGCUGUAAGCAAAGCCGAAUAAUAGUCGCCAAGGCGUAAGAUUUUAUUUAUUGUUAAGAAGCAUCCGCACAACAGCUUGCUGUGGCCGCAGCCUCCAGACGGCCCAGUCUGACCCAACUGACAACUGGUAUAGUAUUUAAGGUCGCUGUAACAGUGGAAUCCUAAAAAGUGACUUUUUUGUUUCUUGUUAGUUAAUCUAUCAUUUUAAAUAUUGUGUAAUAGUGGGAUAUAUAAUUGUAUUUAUUUUCUUUUCCCUGGAGUGUUGUUGGAAGAGCGAUGGGUGGGUGUUGUUACUACGGGUACUCAGGGACCACUAACAGUUUGGAUUUUAAGGAUAACCCUGUUUAAAUGCAGUUUAAUAAAUGCGCUAUUAUUCUAUUG